Messenger RNA from Sus scrofa (pig), 3751 nucleotides. It is a transcript of the gene FEZ2, whose product is annotated as fasciculation and elongation protein zeta 2. The record is from RefSeq and is a predicted model, not a curated record. Gene Ontology annotation, cellular component: cytoplasm; axon. NCBI's taxonomy places the organism in Eukaryota, Metazoa, Chordata, Mammalia, Artiodactyla, Suidae.
CGGGGCCGGGGCGGGGCGCGCGACAGCACCGGGCGGCGAUGGCGGCUGACGGGGACUGGCAGGAUUUCUAUGAGUUCCAGGAGCCGGCCCGGAGCCUCCAGGACCAGGAAAACUGUAACGCGAGCCCCGACUCCGGGGCAGGGCCGGACGGGGGAGGCGAUGGCUUCCGGGCGCUGGCCUGCAGCUUGGAGGAGAAACUGAGCCUGUGUUUCCGCCCCUUGGGUCCUGGCGCCGAGCCCCCGAGGGCGGCGGUGCGGCCCAUCACCGAGUGCAGCCUCCUGCAGGGGGACGAGAUUUGGAAUGCCCUGACAGAUAAUUACGGAAAUGUCAUGCCUGUUGACUGGAAGUCAUCCCACACCAGGACCUUGCAUUUGCUUACUCUGAACCUCUCAGAAAAAGGGGUGAGUGAUGGCCUGCUCUUUGAUACCUCAGAUGAUGAGGAGCUGAGAGAGCAGCUGGAUAUGCAUUCGAUCAUCGUCUCCUGCGUCAAUGACGAGCCCCUCUUCACUGCAGACCAGGUGAUUGAAGAAAUCGAAGAAAUGAUGCAGGAGUCACCAGACCCAGAAGACGAUGAAACGCCCACCCAGUCAGAUCGGCUGUCAAUGCUUUCCCAGGAAAUUCAAACUCUUAAGAGGUCUAGUACAAGCAGUUAUGAAGAGAGAGUGAAAAGGCUGUCAGUAUCUGAAUUAAAUGAACUGCUGGAAGAAGUUGAGACGGCCAUCAAGGAGUACUCGGAAGAGCUGGUGCAACAGCUGGCCCUGAGAGAUGAACUGGAGUUUGAAAAGGAAGUGAAGAACAGCUUUAUUUCUGUUCUCAUUGAAGUGCAGAACAAACAGAAAGAGCACAAAGAAACAGCCAAAAAGAAAAAGAAACUCAAGAAUGGCAGCUCUCAGAAUGGCAAGAAUGAGAGAAGUCACAUGCCUGGCACAAACUUUUCUCGAUGACUCUUCCUCCAGUGCAGAAUUGACAACUCUCUCCUUCUUCUGGGGUUAGUAUUAUUCCUCUUAAUUUUUUCUGUGAGUACUCAGACCAUAUUGCAAAUUUUUGUUUUCAUGUCUGUUUCUGUAAUGGUUCCCUAAGGAUAGAAAAUGUAACUUUAUUUUCAUGGUACUUCUAGGUCCCAUAUUAGGUACUCAAUAAAUUUCUAAUAAAUAUACAAACCUGUAUUUUUACUUUGGAUCUUUCUGCCAGGUGCCAAACCCAGGGAAGCUGAACAGCAUAUUGAUGGUGAACUUUGGGUUAAGAUCUGUGUUUGAAUCCUGAUUCUGCCACAGCUACAUACCCUUUGAGGGAUUAAACACAAUAAUGUAUGUAAGACUAGCAUCUAUCCUGAACAAAGGCUAGUUGUAUGCCUAACUAUUUACUAGACAUUCCUCCCUGAAUAUCUUGUGGGUAUCUGAAAUUUAUCUUAUCAGGCUAAAGUUACCAUUUUCUUAAAGAUGAAUUUGUUUCUAACACAUUUCUUUUGGUUAGUGAAACUAAUCCUCUCAUUCACCAAAACCAGUGCAGUUUCUAGGUCAAAGAAUAUGCAGUUUUAAACAACCGUUUUUUUCAAAUUGUCCUACAUAAGUGUAACCCAGGAACAGCAUAAAUGGGUGGCCAUUUCUCCAAACCUCCAAUUUAUGAUGGAUGUUAUUAGCUUUCUCAUAAUACUGAUCUGAUAGGCAAAUAGUGGUUCCAUCUACUGACUGUUUGGAUUCUUUUUUGAGUUGCCUAUUAUGUCACAUUUGAGAUUUAUUUAUAAAGGUGCACAUGCUUUUGAUGUCCUAGUACCAUACUCUACUGUAAUCAUUGGCUUAAGUCACUCCUUAGAAAGAGUGCAGCCUUCCCAAAGGCUCAUUCAUGUUGUUUCCCCAGCACCUCACCUAAUUUUUCACUUAAUGCAUGUUUAUUGAAUUGAAACUUCACUGUAAAGGAGAUGGAAUCCCAGAGGAUUUGGAUUUGUGGUAUUUGAAUUAUUGUUCUAUCAGGGAUUUUUUUUGGGGGGGCAGUCUUCUGUUUAUGUCAGAUAGAUCGACAGGCCAUUGAAUUUCAGUGGCAGUUCGCAUGAAUACAAGAACAGCUAUCUUUAAAUUGGUAAUUUAAUGUAGUAGUGGUUGUCUUUACAACCUCAGAUAACUCCAGAUGACGACCAUUACUAAAUUAAAUUACCUGACUAAUAUGAUACGUUAGUAGGCUUGUAAGAAUGAAAAUGGACAUACUUCCUCCUUGAGAAUCCAAUGUUUGUAAAUUAAAAGUCAUAUAGGAAGCUUGCUUAUUUGAAGUUAAGGAUUGAGAAGAUGGGAAUCUAUAGUAUCUUUUCUGGUGGCUGUAUUACACUGAACUUUCAAGAGAGAGUUCUAGUGUGUUGCUGUCACCACCAGCAAAAAGUAUAAUUGCUUCAAUCUAACCUGAAGAGGUUAAUUCUGAAAACGUUUGGGAUAUUAGCAAUCAGUGACUCCAUUUUAAAGAGAGUCAUAUUAUACUAAUUUCUUGCUUUUAGUGGUUGGAGAGAAACUGCUUAAGAACUGGGGGCAGCUAGGGCUUGAACAAUAGAUAGUCUUUCUUGUAUAUAUUUUUCUUGGACAGAUGCAUAGGUUCAUCUGUCUUGAUGACUCACUGAGUUCAUAUUAUGACUAAUAGUCAACUGUUUUCCCUUUUACAUGCAAAAAUGCCUCAGUAGUAGUUUUUCAUUUAAUCUUGACUAAAACUGACUGUAAGGGAAGAGAAAUGUAUUUUAUUUAGACAGCUACUAUUAGAUUGUCCUGAAGUUGUUCUAAUUUAUGCUAGCAGUAAGCCUAGAAGGAAUUGUUCUGGCAUAACUACUUGAAUUUGGUGCUUUUUAAAAUAACAUGGACUGGAGUUCCUGUCGUGGCACAGUGGAAACGAAUCAGACUAGGAACCAUGAGGUUGCGGGUUCGAUCCCUGGCCUCAGUCAGUGGGUUAAGGAUCCAGCGUUGCUUUGAGCUGUGGUGUAGGUCGCAGAUGUGGCUCGGAUCUGACACUGCUAUGGCUCUGGCAUAGGCUGCCAGUUGUAGCUUCAAUUCGACCCCUAACCUGGGAACCUCAUAUGCUUGCAGGUGUGGCCCUAAAAAAAGAAAAAAAUAAAAUAAAAUAAAAUAAAAUAACAUGGACCUGGCUUCUUGUUGUUGUUUCUUUUCAAUUUGGAAUUUUAAAAUUUCAUAUUUGCUCAGUUGAUUUAGCCCAGGGAUUGGCAAGGCAAAUUACUGCUUGAGGGCCUAAUCAACCCUCUGCUGGUUUUAUAAAUAAGGUUUUAUUAGAACAUCCAUGUCAUUUCAUUUACAUGUGGUCUGUAACUGCUUUGGUUAUAGGACAGAGUUUACUGGGACAGAGUUGAAUAGUUGUGGCAGAUACUGUGAGGCCCACAAACCUAAAAUAUUUACUCUCUAGCCCUUUAUGGAAAGUGCCAACCCCCAAUGUAGACUAAACUUGAUAAAAUUGAAAGUUAGAAGAAAAAAGGUAUAAACUCCCAUUUAAGUGAAUUUUAUAGAUAAAAGGAUCAUUAUAUUAUGAGUUUUGUAGAUAAAAGGAUCAUUAUAUUGUGACUACAAUUUAUUAUAAACAUACCCUUGUUUUUUCCUAAGAGUGUUGAGUUAUUUCUUUCCUCAGGGCCCCACCAGCAGCCUGAGUUGUACCUGCAGAAGGUGAUGCCAUCCAUCUCCAAGCGACUUGCCACAGGCAUCCUGCCUACCGACAGACCUUUGUGCUGUGUGUGUCAGAUUCUCAGUAGCUAAGUGAUGAGAGCCAGCAG